Messenger RNA from Vitis vinifera (wine grape), 2420 nucleotides. Its product is annotated as transcription factor TGA2.2. The transcript is spliced from 13 exons. Gene Ontology annotation, biological process: regulation of DNA-templated transcription; DNA-templated transcription. The record is from RefSeq and is a predicted model, not a curated record. Gene Ontology annotation, molecular function: DNA-binding transcription factor activity; sequence-specific DNA binding. The coding region runs from base 729 to 2138 and encodes 469 amino acids. NCBI's taxonomy places the organism in Eukaryota, Viridiplantae, Streptophyta, Magnoliopsida, Vitales, Vitaceae.
AAUCUCAGGUGGGUUGGGUUGAAACUUUGCUUUUGAUGAGUAAAUAAUCAUUUUGUGAGGAAAUUUUACAGUGAGUCCGAGAUUCUGAGUAGGCGAUUUGGGUGUUCUAAACACUGAAAUUCGAGUUUUUUUAGUGGUUUUAUCUUAUUUUGGCUUCUGGGUACUGUUGGGUUGUUGUCAAAAUAGGUGAGUCUGAUCCUUGUGAGCUUCUGUAGUUUAGGUUUUCUAUGGCACUGUCUUACUCAUGUUGAUUUGGGCUUUUGGUGUAAAGCUUCUGGUCUUUUGACCCAAAUUUGUGAACUUGAUCUUCAAGGGCUUCUGUGGUUAGUUUUUUCUGUGUCUAUGUUGAUUUGGCCUUCUGGAAAUUGUUAGGUUGAUGUUAAAAUUUGUGCUUUUAUGGGCUAAACGGUGAUUAUCUUCAGGAGCUUCUGCAAUUAGGGUUCUUCCGUGGUUUUACUUUGGCUUUUGCUUCUAGGAUAUUGUCGGUGUUCUUCAUCGAUUUAGGCUUCUGGGUAUGGUUAGUGGUGGUCGUGUAGAUGAUGAGGUGUUUGUCUAGUUCAGUCGCUGUCGGAAUUCUUUUUUUUUUUUUUUUUUCUCAUGAAGAGAAUCCGUUGAAGUAAAUGCUGCUUCCAGUGAAUUAGGUCUUCAAUUUUAAAUUAGGGAUUUUUAGAGUUUUUCUUCUGGGUUUAGGGUUUUCUGAGGAACCAAGGAGGUGAUGAUGGUGAUUCAUGGGGAGUAUAGCAGUGAGGGCUGGUGCAGACGAUGAAAAGGAAGCAGCCAGCGGGAUGCCGAGCUUCGAUCCUCAAUUACCUGUUUCGAAUGCACUUUGUACAGAGGGGAACUCCAUCCAUUCUUAUCGAGUUUCUGACUUUGGGACACUUGAGCAAUCCAUUGGGUUUCAUUUAGAGGAUGCUGUGGACCUGAGUGGAAGCACUGCAUUCAAUUCGACAAAACCAAGUGGUCGAGCAGUUACUUCUGAUCCCCUCCAUAGUGUCACUUUUGAUAAGUCACAAAAUUCAUUUGAUAUAAAUCCAUCUGCUGCCCGGGUGGAGUCUCAGAGGUUGCCAUUGCAAAAGGGUCAACAAUCAAACCUGGUUUCUAUAUCUAGUGGUAGUGUAGAGAACUGGGGAGAGUCUGCAAUGGCAGAUGCCAGUCCUAGGACUGAUAUCUCGACAGACGUGGAUACAGAUGAUAAAGUUCAGAGGUUUGAAAGGGGUCAACCUGCUUCCAAUAUGGCUUCUGAUUCCAGCGACAGAUCAAAGGAUAAAAAUGAUCAGAAGACUCUUCGUAGGCUUGCUCAAAAUCGUGAAGCUGCACGAAAAAGCCGAUUGAGAAAGAAAGCAUAUGUCCAACAGCUAGAAAGUAGCCGGAUGAAGCUGACCCAACUAGAGCAGGAGCUCCAGCGAGCGCGACAGCAGGGUAUUUUUAUUUCAAGCUCAGGAGAUCAAGCCCAUUCAAUGAGUGGAAAUGGGGCCAUGGCAUUUGAUGUAGAAUAUGCUAGGUGGCUGGAAGAGCAGAACCGACAAAUCAACGAACUGAGAUCAGCGGUCAAUUCUCAUGCAAGCGAUGCUGAACUUCGUGUUAUUGUUGAUAAUAUCAUGGCACACUAUGAUGACAUAUUCAGGCUGAAGGGCGUUGCAGCCAAGGCUGAUGUUUUCCAUUUAUUAUCAGGCAUGUGGAAAACACCUGCAGAGAGGUGUUUUUUGUGGCUUGGUGGUUUCCGUUCAUCUGAACUCCUAAAGCUGCUUGUGAAUCAGUUGGAGCCUCUGACCGAACAGCAACUGUUGGGCAUCGGAAACUUGCAACAGUCCUCCCAACAGGCAGAGGAUGCAUUAUCACAAGGAAUGGAAGCAUUGCAGCAGUCCCUGGCUGAGACUCUGUCCAGUGGUUCUCUUGGCUCUUCUGGUUCAUCUGGAAAUGUGGCAAACUAUAUGGGUCAAAUGGCCAUGGCCAUGGGAAAGCUGGGGACUCUUGAGGGGUUUAUUCGUCAGGCUGACAAUCUACGACAACAAACGCUACAACAGAUGCACCGCAUACUGACAACCCGCCAGUCAGCUCGUGCGCUCCUUGCUAUACAUGACUACUUCUCCCGACUCCGUGCUCUGAGUUCUCUCUGGCUGGCACGUCCAAGAGAGUGAAGUCAAAGCUUGACAUCUUCUGGAAAAUCUACCUUCUAAAGUAACUUAUGGAGCCCAACAUUGUGAAUGCUGGGUCUCUGUAUGGUCUUUGUCAUCUUUAUGUUUUAUUUUUCAAAUCAAUGGUGUUGUAGUUUCAGAUUUCUGUGUAUCCAGUGAAACUUUGUAUCAUGUAUGCUGCACAUAAGUCCUCGUACAGUCACAGACUCUGCCUUUGGCCUUUGCCUCUUUCCCCUAGAAAUGUUAUUUGCAAUAAUAUUCAUAUAUUUAUGUUCAUUAUUAUUA